CCUCUCUUUUUUUGCUCAUUCUUCACAUGCCUACAAAAUUGGAUUCCCACUGUACAAUCUCAUCCACAUCCUCAUAGACACAUACACAUCGUUGUUUGUUGUUUCCAGAGAGAGUAAUUUUUUCGGACGAAGAUCAAGGUUAGAGAAAUAUCUUUCUUUGAUGGGCAUUAAGCUUCAUCCAUGGCUGAUUCUCUCAGGCCCUUCACUUUCUUGACACUUUACAGACUACCCAUCACCGGACUUCACCUCCUCCUCAUCUUCCUUCACACCCUUUUAUAGCUUAUAGCUUUCGCUCCUUCUCCUCCUUUCGUCUCUGUUUGGUUCCUGAGAAAAUCUCUGUAUUCUCUCCCGAUUCAUUAAAAUUUUUUAUUGUUUUUAAUAUUUUGUAUUCUUUUCAUUCGUAAAAACCAUACUUUUUGCGUUUUUUUUUUUUUUUUCCUUUGGCUCUGUUUUGUUGGGUUUGAAAAGGUGGAAAAGAGAGAAAAAAGGGACAAAGUUUCAACGGAAAAUUGAAUUUCUUUUGAAUCGGGAAUUGCCGGGAAAACGUAGUCAGCUGAGUCAAUCGAGCUAUGGCAUCGGUGUUUCUUUACCAUGUGGUGGGCGAUCUAACGGUGGGGAAGCCGGAGAUGGUGGAGUUCUGCGAGACCGAGACCGUCGAAUCGGCGAUACGAGCGAUCGGAGAGUCGACGGAGGGCGGGAUAGCCGUGUGGAAGAAGAGAUCGGUGGUGGGUGUGAUUGAGAAAGCAGAAAUGAGGCAACAGAGGUUUGUGGGAAUUCUCAAUUCACUCGACAUUGUCGCAUUCUUGGCUAGAGCCGAGUGUUUGGAGAAUCAAGACAAGGCCUUGAAGACCCCAAUCUCGGAUGUUGUCGUUCCUAAUAAUUCUCUGCUCAGGCAGGUUGAUCCCGCUACAAGAUUGAUUGAUGCGCUGGAGAUGAUGAGGCAAGGAGUUAAGCGUCUUCUGGUUCGAAAGAGUGUGGUCUGGAAAGGCAUGAGCAAACGAUUCUCAAUUCUCUACAAUGGUAAGUGGCUCAAGAACAUCGAUGCGUCAGGUAGCAGCAGCAAUAACCUUCUUCCCAAUCCUAAUUGGCUUUCCUCAUCCACAACUACAAGUUCUCGUGACAAGUUUUGUUGUCUUUCAAGAGAAGAUGUUCUCCGUUUCAUUAUCGGUUGCCUUGGCGCCCUAGCACCACUACCUCUCUCAUCCAUCUCCACCCUUGGAGCCAUUAACCCAAACUACUACUCCAUUGAAGCUUCCUCCCCAGCUAUAGAAGUCGCUCUCAAGCUUCCCGAAGACCCCAGUGCAAUAGCAGUUGUGGAACGUACAGUCAGGGAUCGUUGUAAGAUUAUUGGUGAGAUCUCUGCCUCUAAACUAUGGAAAUGUGACCAUUUAGCUGCAGCUUGGGCUUUGGCAAAUCUUUCAGCUGGCCAGUUUGUGAUGGGAGUUGAGGACAAUGUGUCCUCAAGGUCACUUCCUGAUUUCUGCCUAAAUCCAGCUGCCGGCAACAACAAUCUAGCUAACGGGAGCGGAUCAACGAGAUCCAGAAGAUUCAGCAGCCGGAGUAUAGGGUUCAAUCCCGGGAACUCCAGUUUUGGGAGCAUGUACAGAGGAAGAAGCGCACCGCUAACUUGCAAGGUCACGAGCUCGUUGGCUGCAGUCAUGGCUCAAAUGCUUUCCCAUCGGGCAACCCAUGUGUGGGUGAUUGAGGAUGGAAGUGAUGAUGUUCUAGUUGGGGUGGUGGGUUAUUCUGAUAUUUUGGCGGCCGUGACAAAACAACCUGCUUCUAUAGCUGCUGCUAAUCGAUCCUGUGAGGGAUUGGUUAAUGAGAUCCAAAGCUGAUUUGUCUCAUUUAUUAUUGCAUCAUCUGUUUUCUUGGUAAGUACUAAAGCCGUACUUUCAAGUGUACUUUUGAGCCUCCCUGCGACCUUUUGCUGGUUGGGGUUGUAUGAAUAGAUUUUGGGCGUGCCCGAUGUGUGAUUUAUAAGAUUUUUGAUGUGGUGUA
Morus notabilis is the source of this 2001-nucleotide messenger RNA. Its product is annotated as CBS domain-containing protein CBSX6. Lineage: Eukaryota; Viridiplantae; Streptophyta; Magnoliopsida; Rosales; Moraceae. The coding region runs from base 570 to 1838 and encodes 422 amino acids. The record is from RefSeq and is a predicted model, not a curated record. The transcript is spliced from 3 exons.